AUGGCGGCUCCAGAGAGAUCGACAGACCAAGAAGUCGACACGACUUCUUCGUUCCUCCAGAAAUUCAGACUCUACGAGACCCGCUCGAACUUCUACAUGAUUGGAAGAGACAAAAACCGAACGUUUUGGAGGGUCCUGAAGUUAGAUAGGACAGAGCCAACAGAGCUCAACUUCUACCAAGAUUCAACGGCUUACACAGAAUCUGAGUGCUUCGAAACUCUGAGAAGGAUCCACGAAGGAAACAGAUCAUCUGGUGGUUUGAAAUUCGUCACCACUUGCUAUGGGAUCAUCGGAUUCAUAAGGUUCUUGGGACCUUACUACAUGUUGAUAAUCACCAAAAGAAAGAAGCUCGGUGAAAUCUGCGGGCACACAGUUUAUGGCGUAGCAAAGAGCAAGAUCAUAACGAUUCCACAUGCCUCUGUGCUGUCCAAUGUGGCUAAUUCUAAGGAUGAGAAAAGGUACAAGAGGCUGCUCUGCACUGUAGAUCUCACAAAGGACUUCUUCUUCAGCUAUUCGUAUCACAUCAUGCAUUCACUUCAGAGGAAUCUGUCAAACAAUGUGGAAGGACACCCUUACUACGAAUCCAUGUUUGUCUGGAACGAAUACUUAACUCGAAGGAUUCGAAAUAACCCAAAGGACUGUAUGUGGACAGUUGCCUUGGUAUAUGGAUUUUUCAAACAGGUUGAAUUGUCAGUGUCUGAGAAGAACUUUAAAUUGACUCUGAUUGCUCGCCGAUCUCGGCAUUAUGCUGGCACAAGAUACCUGAAACGUGGUGUGAACGAGAAAGGCAGGGUUGCUAAUGAUGUCGAGACAGAACAGAUUGUUUUCGAGGAUGCGCAGGAUAGUAAUCCCGGCAGAAUAAGUUCUGUAGUUCAGAAUCGGGGUUCGAUUCCUUUGUUCUGGUCUCAGGAGACCUCACGCUUGAAUAUCAAACCUGAUAUAAUACUGUCAGCGAAAGACCCCAACUUCGAGGCAACCAGGCUGCAUUUUGAGAAUCUUGCAAAGAGAUAUGGGACUCCAAUCAUCAUACUGAACUUGAUAAAGACGCGUGAGAAGAGACCUCGAGAGACUAUUCUGCGUGCAGAGUUUGCAAAUGCCAUUACAGUUAUAAACAAAACGCUAAGCAACGAAGAGCGUCUGAGGCCUCUUCACUGGGACCUGCAUAAACACUCCAGAAAAAAAGGCACAAACGUGUUGGGGAUUCUCGACAGGUUGGCCACUUAUGCACUGAACUUGACUGGCAUCUUCUACUGUCAGCUAACUUCAGAUCUUAGAGCAGAUGGGUUUCAGAACCAGAAUCCAUCUACACUAGAGAACAACACUGGUCAAUGUUCUACUGAUGAUCUUCCCAGUAAAGAUGAGAUUGCAUCAAGUUUGGCGGUAGAGAAUGGUAAUGACGGCGAGGAAGCUACCAUGCUUCAGAAAGGAGUCCUCAGGACCAAUUGCAUUGACUGUUUAGACCGCACCAAUGUUGCUCAAUAUGCUUAUGGUUUGGUAGCAUUUGGGCGUCAGCUCCAUGCUUUGGGGUUGAGAGAGCCUACUACUAUUGAUCUAGACAAUCCCCUCGCUGAAGAUUUGAUGGGAAUCUACGAGUCAAUGGGAGAUACGCUUGCGCUUCAGUAUGGAGGAUCCGCAGCACACAACAAGAUAUUCUGUGAAAGGCGUGGUCAGUGGAAAGCGGCAACACAGUCACAAGAACUCUUCAGAACUUUACAGCGUUACUACAGUAAUGCUUACAUGGAUGCUGAAAAGCAAGAUGCAAUUAACGUGUUCUUGGGCUACUUUCAGCCACAACCAGAUAAGCCAGCGCUGUGGGAGCUGGGCUCUGAUCAGCAUUACAAUGCAGCAAGAUUUCUUGCCAGUGCUGUAGCAGAAAAUUCAAGGUCUAUGAUGAAACGAUCUCUAUCAGAAAGUAGCAUCAUUAGCGAGAGCAGUGCAGCCUCGUUGGGACCAGUCGGUAGACAUGGUUUGGCUGAAAAGGAUGAAGAAGCUAAAGGUCUUUCGGAUUCAGCACCUGAGAUCUCAACGUGUGAAACUUCCGUGAUUGCUUCUAGUUUGAGUGCUCCACCACCGGUAUUAGAUGAAAUAGGUUUAGACGAGAUUCUUGAAAACGAUUGCUUCUGCUGUGAUGGAAAUGGUGAGCAAUGUACAUGUGCAGCUUUUGAUAUGGAUUGGGUUUCUUCUUCAGGGAACUCUUGUGAAGAUGAGAGUUACGGGAGAUCCACCGUGGUUAGAUCCUACAAUACCAUCCCUGAAAGUACAAACAUAGAGUCAGAAAUUUGUGUGAUUGAAUCUGAUCCCGGGAAUACAAAGAGAGAGGAAGUUACUGUGGAAGAAGAAGCCAGUUGUGGGAUUCCUGAAGGUUAUAUGAGGUGGGUGAUGGAUGAAGAAGGGCAUUUCUGGUGA
Molecule: messenger RNA, 2406 nt
Organism: Microthlaspi erraticum
Lineage: Eukaryota; Viridiplantae; Streptophyta; Magnoliopsida; Brassicales; Brassicaceae
Source: the annotation of a GenBank genome assembly